UAUCUUCCCACCCUCUCCUCCUCCUCUAACAAGACGAAGAAAAAUAGCUCCUUUUCUCUCUGUUAAAAAAAAAAUAGUAGAAAAAAUACAGAGAAAUUAAGGUUUUUAUAAAAAAAGAAAGAAAAAAAAGCCCAGAAGCGCUUUCUUCUCCAUUGGAAAUCUCAAAAUCCAAUCUUUCUCUGCUCAUCCAGCGCAUGUGGUCAGCUGCUUGAUGCAAGAUGGUGAUGGCCGCAGUUGUAGGUCUGGCUGCCGGAAAAAGGUUUCCAAGAAGCUCUUUUUAUUCCUCAGAUUUUGCAGAAAAAAACAUUUUUUCUGAUCAUAAAACUGUUCGGCCAUCAACAACUUCAAAUAUAGCCAUUAUAUUUGCUCAAAAGUCAUCAAAUUUUUGCACGGAAGCUUCAGCACACAGACAAUCAAAACCCAUCAAAGCUCUUAUGACACAUGUCGAUACUUACGCCCCCUCCGCCGCUCAUAACUCGUUCGACAUCUCCGGCGGCGGUGCCGUCGAGGAUCACGGCGGUGACAUCGAAUCUUCCCUCGAAGCCCUAAUCUUGUUGCAGAAAUCCAUGUUGGAGAAGCAAUGGGAGCUCUCAUUCCGACAUGUGAGGAGUGCUGCAACUAGUACUGAGAGGAAGGCGGGGGUUGCUCCAUCUGGGAUCUCGGCGGAGCAACGGAGAGCGGAGAGGAGGAGGAGGAAUUGGGAAGACAUGAAGAUGACAAUUAACAAUUUUGCAGGUAAAUUUACAUUGAAAUACGAUGAUAUUUGUGAUUUAAUUUUGACUGGGGAGGCAGAGGAUGAUAGCGCUAAUGUUGUAACUGAAGAAGUACAGGAUGCACUAUUGCUAGAAAUUCACAGUUCUAUUGAUGAUUGGAUACUAGAUUCAGAGGCUUCUUUCCAUACAUCUUCUCCCCGAGAGUUAAUGUGGAACUAUGUUGCAGGUGACUUUGGGAAGGUGUAUCUAGCUGAUGAAAAAGCUCUGGAUCUCAAUAAGAGUGAUCAUAUAAUAGUGUUCUCAGAUAGCUUCUGGAAGGUUACAAAAGGGGCACUGGCAGGCUUUAUUUGUAAUUUUUUCUUACAAUAUAUGAAUUUCAGACUGAAGGAGAGGUUGGGUUUUGAACCAUCUGAUAGACAACUCGCCUCUUCAUUAAAAAUCUCCUGUAAAAGCCUGCGUGCAAAGCUGUUGGAAUGUUCUUUAGCAACAGAGAAACUUGCUAUGAGUAAUGUUCGUCUUGUCAUGUCCAUUGCACAAAAAUAUGAUAACAUGGGCUCCGACAUGGCCGACCUCAUUCAGGGUGGUUUGAUUGGAUUACUUCGCGGCAUAGAGAAAUUUGAUUCCUCCAAAGGCUGCAAAAUUUCAACCUAUGUAUACUGGUGGAUCCGACAGGGCGUUUCUCGAACUCUCGCUGAGAAUUCGAGAACCUUGAGAUUACCAACUCAUUUGCAUGAACGAUUGAGCUCCAUUCACCAUGCAAAAAUCAGGCUGCAGGAGAAAGGAAUCACUCCAUCUAUUGAUAAUAUUGCAGAGAGUCUGAAUAUGUCAACAAAGAAAGUGAGAAACGCUACUGAGGCAGUCAAUAGAGUUCUAUCUCUUGAUAGGGAAGCUUUUCCUUCACUGAAUGGCCUUCCUGGAGAUACUCUCCACAGUGUAUGCAUCCAAUCUGCAGAAUUAGCAAAAUUGAGUGAUUUGUCAAAAACUAUUCACACUGGAUCAUUUUAG
Molecule: messenger RNA, 1718 nt
Organism: Phalaenopsis equestris
Lineage: Eukaryota; Viridiplantae; Streptophyta; Magnoliopsida; Asparagales; Orchidaceae
Product: RNA polymerase sigma factor sigA-like
Exons: 10
Coding region: 219-1718 (499 amino acids)
Biological process (GO): regulation of DNA-templated transcription; DNA-templated transcription initiation
Molecular function (GO): DNA-binding transcription factor activity
Source: RefSeq, a predicted model, not a curated record